AUGCUACGUGGGAGUAGGUGAAGGUAAUGGACCAAAAUGGAGCGUUAAACGCAAAGGGACAAUGAGAUCGCAUGGUUGUCGACGACGCGUUCCUUCCUAACAGAAACAAUGGCCGUGUCUUUACCUCUUCGUUUCAAUUCCCCGUCUUUUUCUCUCUCUUCUCUUAGGGUUGUGAGGAAAGUGAUAGGGAAUCUUAUAACAGAUGUUGUUCAACCAAGGAAUGAAAAGUGGCACUUAGCGAGAAGAGGUGGAAGACUCAUAUCGUUUAAGGGCUGUGUGAAGCUUGUACAUACAAAUUGCCGAACAUCUAUUCCUGGGACCUUGCCAACGCCAAGAAAUGAUGAAAAGGCCUUGUCUAAUAUCUUGAGGAAUAAGAAUGCAGUUCCAGAUGCGGAUCCUCCCAGUAUAAAAGAUGUUAACCUUUUAUAUCAAUUUCUUGACCAGAGUACCAAGCUCACGGUAUUGACUGGAGCUGGAAUUAGUACAGAAUGUGGUAUCCCCGACUAUAGAAGCCCCAAUGGAGCUUAUAGUUCUGGUUUCAAACCAAUAACCCAUCAGGAGUUUCUACGGUCAAUUCGAUCUCGAAGGAGAUAUUGGGCCAGGAGCUAUGCUGGAUGGAGGCGAUUUACGGCAGCACAACCAUCUGCUGCCCAUCGUGCUUUGGCAACAAUGGAGAAAGCUGGCCGGAUCAAUUUUAUGAUUACCCAAAAUGUCGAUAGGCUGCAUCACCGUGCUGGUAGCAACCCAUUAGAAAUACAUGGGACUGUAUACACUGUAAUUUGUAUAGAUUGUGGAUAUUCCUUUUGCCGCAGCUUAUUUCAGGACCAGUUGAAGGCCCUUAAUCCAAAGUGGGCAGAAGCUAUUGAAAAUUUGGACCAUGGAGACCCUGGGUCAGAUAGGAGUUUUGGCAUGAAACAAAGACCUGAUGGUGAUAUUGAGAUUGAUGAAAGAUUUUGGGAGGAGGAUUUUAUCAUCCCAACCUGUCAUAAAUGCAAUGGAGUUCUCAAACCUGAUGUUGUCUUCUUUGGUGAUAACGUUCCCAAGGACAGAGCUGAUAUGGCAAUGGAAGCAUCUAGAAGAUGUGAUGCUUUUCUUGUACUUGGGUCAUCGCUGAUGACCAUGUCUGCAUUUCGACUUGUCAGGGCAGCUCAUGAGGUUGGUGCUGCUACUGCAAUUGUGAACAUAGGUGUGACACGUGCUGAUGAUUUUGUGUCCUUGAAAAUCAAUGCACGAUUGGGUGAGAUCCUGCCAAGAGUACUUGACAUGGGAUCCAUAAGAGAUACGAUUUUAUGAUGAAAAGAUGAAUCAAGUUACAUUUGAACCCUUCUAGUCCACUUGCCCAACCCUCACCUAUUUGUGUUGUUCAUUUAUGUCUGAAUAGUGACAGGGUUUCAAUGUACAUCUAACACUUCGUCGAUUCUGUAUAUGCCAGUUUCCACUGUCCACCUUAAGAAAUUAUGAAGUGAUGCUUGCAGGAUUUCAAUACAGGAGCAGAUGGUUGAUGUUUGUCAUGCUGGGGUUUUAGAAGUAAAAGCCGAGUGGUGCCGGUUUCAAUUCAUUGAUUAAAUAACUUCUGUUGAGGAAAGAGUCACACUUAAGUUCUCGUUAACGACCUACUGAAAAGUUGCUCUAAAUUCAGUGACUUGCAUUUUUUCUCAUUAUUCUUGUCACAUGUAAUGAUAUUAAUGAGAAAUUCAGUACAGAUGUUAAGCGAUAUUCAUGUUCUCUGUAUUGGAAUGAACAUUUUUUCAUAUUAUCUGCCGGUUAGAAGAAACACGUCAAAUAUCAU
Messenger RNA from Abrus precatorius (Indian licorice), 1789 nucleotides. Its product is annotated as NAD-dependent protein deacylase SRT2. The coding region runs from base 109 to 1293 and encodes 394 amino acids. The transcript has 11 exons. Lineage: Eukaryota; Viridiplantae; Streptophyta; Magnoliopsida; Fabales; Fabaceae. Gene Ontology annotation, molecular function: NAD-dependent protein lysine deacetylase activity; NAD+ binding. The record is from RefSeq and is a predicted model, not a curated record.